AUGGCUCGUACUAAGCAAACCGCUCGCAAGUCUACUGGAGGCAAGGCGCCUCGCAAGCAGCUGGCCACUAAGGCUGCCCGCAAGACGGCCGCCACUGCCGCUACCGGUGGUGUCAAGAAGCCUCACCGCUUCCGCCCCGGCACUGUUGCUCUGCGUGAAAUCAGGCGCUACCAGAAGUCGACCGAGCUUCUCAUUCGCAAGCUGCCUUUCCAGAGGCUCGUCCGCGAGAUUGCCCAGGACUUCAAGACCGACCUGCGUUUCCAAUCAUCCGCAGUCUUGGCGUUGCAAGAAGCUAGCGAAGCUUACCUUGUCUCCCUGUUCGAGGACACCAACCUGGCUGCAAUCCAUGCCAAGCGAGUGACCAUCCAACCCAAAGACCUCGCGUUGGCCCGCCGCCUCAGAGGCGAACGAUCUUAA
Molecule: messenger RNA, 417 nt
Organism: Coniophora puteana RWD-64-598 SS2
Lineage: Eukaryota; Fungi; Basidiomycota; Agaricomycetes; Boletales; Coniophoraceae
Product: histone H3
Exons: 6
Coding region: 1-417 (138 amino acids)
Cellular component (GO): nucleosome
Molecular function (GO): DNA binding; protein heterodimerization activity; structural constituent of chromatin
Source: RefSeq, a predicted model, not a curated record